Microplitis demolitor is the source of this 10779-nucleotide messenger RNA. It is a transcript of the gene Itpr, whose product is annotated as inositol 1,4,5-trisphosphate receptor. Gene Ontology annotation, molecular function: inositol 1,4,5 trisphosphate binding; inositol 1,4,5-trisphosphate-gated calcium channel activity. Lineage: Eukaryota; Metazoa; Arthropoda; Insecta; Hymenoptera; Braconidae. Bases 651 to 9050 code for a protein of 2799 amino acids. Gene Ontology annotation, cellular component: endoplasmic reticulum; membrane. The record is from RefSeq and is a predicted model, not a curated record. The transcript has 21 exons. Gene Ontology annotation, biological process: calcium ion transmembrane transport.
AUUAUUUUCCUCUCAGUAUCCAGUGGGCUCUGUAACGGAUAACUGGUGGGCACUGGUAAGUUCGCAGUGCAAGUUAACAUUCGAAUGUGAUACAUAAGAACAUAUAUAUACAUAUACAUACAUUUACAUAUUCAUCAAAGUUUUACCGUAUUAUUAUAUACAUACAUUUGCAUCUUUCCACGUCAAGGCUACUACAUCUUCAUUCUUAUAUUAUUACAUCUUACAUCUGAUAUUUUUUUAUCAUAUUACUGUUCAAGUCUUACGUGGAAUGAAUAUUUACAUACUGAUGUCUAGUUGAUGUACAUUACAAUAUUAUUAUCAUUACAGUAAUCUUUUAUGAGUAAAUAAGGUUAUUAAUUGUUAUCACGGAUUUCAUAAGUCAAGAAAAUAUAUAUAAAUCUAAGCACAUUUAUUGCCAUUUAUAAAUAUAUAUACAAAUAUCAUAAACGUUAAUUUGUCGUUUAGUUUUAUACUUGACCUCGCAAACUUAUAUUUAUUAUUAUUUUUAAAAUUACGGGCAUGCGAGGAUUUAAAAAAAAACGUCUUCAAGAUUACGUUCUUUGAUACUGAAAUUUAAAAAACAGCAGCAUAAAUGAGGACUCAGUUGCAUUUAAAUUAAAUUUAUAACAAGUAUUACUCAGUAAAUAAAAAUGGGUGAGAUACUUGGAUCCGCAAGUUUUUUGCAUCUUGGUGACAUUGUCAGUUUGUAUGCUGAAGGAACAGUAUCAGGAUUUCUGUCAACAUUGGGAUUAGUUGAUGAUCGGUGUGUCGUUUGUCCUGAGGCAGGAGAUUUAGUUAAUCCGCCAAAGAAAUUCCGAGAUUGCCUGUUUAAAAUAUGUCCUAUGAAUCGAUAUUCCGCUCAAAAGCAAUUCUGGAAAGCGGCAAAGCAAAAUGGAAGUUCUACAACGGAUGCUGUUUUAUUAAAAAGACUUCAUCAUGCCGCGGAAAUCGAAAAAAAACAAAAUGAUACUGAGAAUAAAAAACUAUUAGGCUCAGUUGUGUCUUAUGGCAACGUCGUCCAGCUACUUCACCUCAAAUCCAAUAAAUACCUGACUGUCAACAAACGGCUGCCAGCGCUUUUGGAAAAAAAUGCGAUGCGUGUUUACUUGGACGCUAAUGGGAACGAGGGCUCCUGGUUUUACAUAAUGCCGUUUUACAAAUUAAGAAGCGACGGUGACAGCGUUGUUGUAGGCGAUAAAGUCAUAAUGGAGCCUGUUAAUUCCGGGAGACAGGGUCUUCAUGUAGCAGCAAACUACGAGCUUAGUGAUAAUCCAGGUUGCAAGGAAGUCAAUGUCGUCAAUUCAUCUACCUCCUGGAAAGUCACGUUGUUUAUGGAGCACAAAGAAAAUCAGGAGGAGAUACUCAAAGGUGGCGAUGUCGUCAGGCUUUUUCACGCCGAGCAAGAGAAAUUCUUGACCAUGGAUGAGUACAAGAAAAAACAUCACGUUUUCCUGAGAACAACUGGAAGAACGAGUGCUACUGCAGCAACUAGUAGUAAAGCGCUCUGGGAAGUGGAGGUAAAACUCCUCGAAGAUGAUUAUUUUACUAGAAUUUUUACCCGGGCAAUUAUUCCAAAUAUAUUUUCUCAGGUCGUGCAACAUGAUCCUUGUAGAGGCGGAGCCGGUCAUUGGAAUUCUUUAUUUCGGUUUAAACAUCUUGCUACAGGUCAAUACUUGGCCGCUGAAAUUGAUAUUGAUGAGCCUUUGGAUACAUCUAAAAUUAAACGGGAUUUAUCUGGAGCGGCAUACAGACUAGUCUCCGUUCCCCAUAGCAAUGAAAUUAGUUCACUAUUUGAGCUGGACCCUACAACACUGACAAGAGCUGACAGUUUGGUACCGCAAUCCUCAUUUGUAAGAUUACAUCAUAUUUGCACAAAUACUUGGGUGCAUUCAACUAGUGUACCUAUCGACAAAGACGACGAAAAGCCAGUAAUGUCAAAGGUAGGAUGCGCUAUAAAUAAAGAGGACAAAGAGGCCUUCGCUUUAAGAUCAGUAUCUCCAGUAGAGGUUCGCGACCUUGAUUUUGCGAACGACGCUUGCAAAGUCCUUGCAUCAAUUAGCGGUAAAUUAGAACAGGGGACGAUAUCGCAUAAUGAAAGAAGAGCUGUCACGAGUUUACUCCAAGACAUUGUUUACUUUAUUGCCGGGUUGGAAAACGAACAGAAUAAAUCGGAAGCACUUGAUUUGAUUGUUACCAAUGCUGUGAGAGACAGACAGAAAUUAUUAAGAGAGCAAUAUAUACUCGGGCAAUUAUUUAAGAUACUCCAGGCUCCAUUCUUGGAGUCCAAUGAAGGCGAAGGUCCGUUUCUGCGGAUAGAGGAACUAAAUGACCCGCGGCAUGCGCCUUACAAAUAUAUAUUUCGUCUGUGCUAUCGGAUACUCCGAUUGUCACAGCAAGAUUAUCGAAAGAACCAGGAGUACAUCGCUAAGUUUUUCGCCUUCAUGCAAAAGCAAAUCGGGUAUGAUAUUUUAGCUGAGGACACAAUUACCGCACUAUUGCACAAUAACCGUAAGUUGCUGGAGAAACAUAUCACAGCUGCGGAAAUAGAGACGUUUGUUGGACUAGUAAGAAAAAAUAUGAAAAAUUGGGAGUCUAGAUUUCUCGAUUAUCUGUCUGAUUUAUGCAUAUCUAAUAAAAAAGCAAUUGCGGUAACACAGGAAUUAAUUUGCAAGAGUGUUCUUAGUGAUAAAAAUAAAGAUAUUUUAAUAGAUACUAAAAUGAUUAAAACCCAAGUGGAGGUUGAGGAGAAUAUUGACGAAGAGCAUGAAGAUGAAAAUGAAGAUGAACAACAGAAUGAGACGAGCGAAAUUACCCAGAUAACGAUAUUAGAAGAAUUUGAAAUAAUGCUUAUUUGGAAUAAUGGAAAACGCACAAUGUCACUUAGCGAACUUUCAAGGGGCGCUAAAAUAGGAAACCAUGAGCAUAUUGCAAUAUUGGAUUACUACAGACAUCAAUUAAAUUUAUUCAGCAAUAUGUGUCUGAACCGACAAUACCUGGCUUUAAAUAAUCUAUCGCCGCAUUUAGAUAUUGAUUUAAUUUUAAAGUGCAUGGAAGAUGAAACGGUACCUUAUGAACUACGUGCUUCCUUUUGUCGUCUCAUGCUGCAUUUGCAUGUUGAUCGAGACCCACAGGAACCCGUAACUCCCGUUAAAUAUGCCCGCCUGUGGUCGGAAAUUUCAUCUAAAAUCAGCAUCAAUGAUUACGACACAAAUAAAAUGCCAGAUGAAAAUAAAGAGGCUGUCAGAGCACGAUUCAGCUCGACGAUAUUGUUUGUGGAGGAUUAUUUGUGCAAUGUCGUCUCCAACGUUUGGUCUUUUGCUGAUCAUGAGCAGAAUAAGCUGACAUUUGAAGUCGUUAAAUUGGCGCGGGAUUUGAUAUACUUUGGGUUCUACAGUUUUAGUGAUUUAUUGAGAUUGACGAAGACUCUGCUCAAUAUACUCGAUUGUGUAUCCGAUAAAGAUUUCAUCGAUGGCAAAAUAUCGUCGGCUAGUGAAAGUGACACUGAAGGUGGUGUAUUGAAAUGUAUAGGAGACAUGGGAGCAGUAAUGACAAGUCUAGCUCUUGGACCGGCGGGUCAAUCGAUGUCCGGAAGCUCGUCACCCAGAUCAAGCCCCGCGGCAAAAAAAGAAUACCCGCUUGUGAUGGACACAAAGCUAAAAAUAAUUGAAAUAUUGCAGUUUAUUCUUGACGUACGGCUUGACUAUCGGAUAUCAUGUCUGCUGAGUAUUUUCAAAAAGGAGUUUGACGAGAAUGAAAAAAUGUCAAGCGAUGUAAAUUUAGAACAGAAGGGAAUUGAUUUGGAAGCUAUUGGUACGCAAGCAGAGGGAAUAUUUGGCAGCAGUGACGAAUGCUUGGCAUUAGACUUGGAUGGACAGGGGGGACGAACAUUCUUGAGAGUUCUGCUGCAUUUAGCGAUGCAUGAUUACCCUCCAUUAGUCUCUGGAGCCCUUCACUUGCUAUUCAGACAUUUCAGUCAAAGACAAGAAGUUCUUCAAGCAUUUAAACAAGUUCAGUUGUUGGUUUCUGACAACGAUGUUGAGUCUUAUAAGCAAAUUAAGGCUGAUUUAGAUGUUUUACGUCAGUCUGUUGAGAAAUCCGAGCUCUGGGUUUAUAAAUCAAAGUCAAUUGAAGAACACGGGGGUAAGAAAAAGAAGAAUAAUAAUAAAGAAGAUGAAGAUGAUGCCACGACACCGCGUAAAAUGCCACCGAAGCUGACUCACUUGGAUAAAAGAGGGUCGGCUAUUGAUCUGGACGUGGGGCCGCCUCUUCACGCAGAUCAAGCUGAAGAGUAUCGUAAAAUUCAGCAGAUAUUAAUAAGAAUGAAUAAACUAUGCAUCCAAACGUUUCCCGGGGGCAUUGUCAAGCCUCGCAAACAUGAGCAGCGGCUUUUACGCAACGUCGGUGUCCACACAAUAGUUUUAGAUCUUCUUCAAGUUCCUUAUGAUUGCAAAGAAGACACGCGUAUGAAUGAAUUGAUGCGAUUGGCGCAUGAAUUCUUACAAAAUUUCUGUCUCGGCAAUCAACAGAAUCAAGUUCUUCUUCACAAGCAUCUUGACUUAUUUUUAAAUCCCGGUAUACGGGAAGCUCAAACAGUCUGCAGUAUUUUUCAAGACAACUCGACGCUCUGCAAUGAAGUCAGUCCAAAAGUAAUCCAACACUUUGUUCACUGCAUUGAAACUCACGGGCGUCAUGUCCAGUAUUUAAAAUUUCUCCAAACAGUCGUGAAAGCUGAGAAUCAAUUUAUCCGAAAGUGCCAGGAGAUGGUGAUGCAGGAGCUCGUUCAAGCCGGAGAAGACGUUCUGGUGUUUUACAAUGACCGCGCUUCUUUCAACUAUUUUAUCGAAAUGAUGAGGUCCGAGAGAUAUCGCAUGGACGAAAGCAAUCCACUAAAAUAUCACGUCGAACUAGUAAAGCUACUUGCUUGCUGUACAAUGGGUAAAAAUGUAAACACGGAAAUAAAAUGCCACAGUCUUCUUCCACUUGAUGACAUCGUCGCGAUGGUGUCUCAUCCCGACUGUCUUCCCGAAGUCAAAGAAGCGUACAUUAAUUUUUUGAAUCACUGCUACAUCGAUACCGAGGUUGAGAUGAAAGAAAUUUACACAUCAAAUCACAUGUGGUCUCUAUUCGAGCGCUCAUUUAUAGUUGAUAUGGGAAUAGUAGGAACUGCAACCCAUGACAGAAAUCACGCGGACACAACACUAGAAAAUUACGUACUGAAUUGUCUGAUGAAUAUCAUCACGACUUUCUUCAGCAGUCCAUUUUCAGAUCAAAGUACCACCGUCCAGAAACAUCUGCACGAGGCGAGGCUCUUUUGGAAUCUCAAGGAGUGUGACCAUAAUAACGACAUUAAUCCAAUGGACUCUACGAGGCAGCCGAUUUUUGUGCAGUUACUGCACGCAGCAUUCAAAGUGUCUCAGUGCGCUUGGUUGAAUGCUGGUCAACGAUUCAACGUUGAAAAUUGUAUAAGAACUUUAUCAGAAGUUGCCAAAGGAAGAGGUAUCGCGAUACCAACUGACUUGGAGGGUCAGGUAGCGAACAUGUUCAACAAAGCAGCGAUGCUUAGCAGACAGACCACCAAGUGGCUGCAGGCUGUCAAGCAGCCUAAAGUAGAGCGCAGUCAAAGCCAGCUGAUGCGGUUGGAUCGGAGUAUAAUUGAAGGCCUUCAGGAUAUCGUAUCUCUCCUGGAAGAACAAUUGAAACCUUUAGUUCAAUCGGAGCUCUCGCUAUUAGUGGACAUUCUUUACCGCCCGGAAUUGCUGUUUCCGGCGGGUAGCGAAGCGAGAAAAAGAUGUGAAAGCGGCGGCUUUAUUCAAAGGUUGAUAAAGCAUACUGAAAAACUGCUUGAAGAAAAAGAAGAAAAACUUUGCGUCAAAGUGUUGCGAACUCUCAGAGAAAUGAUGGCGAUGGACCCGGAGUACGGUGAAAAGGGCGACGCGUUGAGAAGCAAUCUGCUGAUUCGCUAUUUCGGGAAAGCGUUUAUACAGAAGAUGGAAAAUGUCGACAUAAAUGCGUCGCUGACGUCCCCGAUAACCCACGGUCCAGGUGCCAAGAUAUUGAGCCGCGCCGGCCGCACACUCCACGAGGUCCAGAGUCACUUGGACCGCGAGGGAGCAUCUGAUCUUGUAGUUGAAUUAGUUAUAAAAAGUGUCCACUCACCUAGUAUAUUUGUCGAGGCUGUUGAAUUAGGAAUAGCUCUUCUGGAAGGCGGCAACCCCAUAAUUCAGAAGAGUAUUUAUAAUAAAUUAAUGGGGGACGAUUUAUCCCAGUCAUUCUUCAAAGUAUUUCAUGACAAGAUGAAAGACUCACAGCAGGAAAUAAAAUCAACUGUCAGCGUCAAUACAUCGGACAUGGCAGUAAAAGCACACGAGGAUAAAGAUCAGAAUAGAGAAGUUGAAAAAAUAUCAAAAAAACGCAUGUCAGGCAAAUCAAAUGGAAUAGUAAUCACUGAUGAAAUAAGAGAAGAGUUAAAUAAUGCGGGUGUCAGCACAGUUCAGGCUUACGCGAAUGUUCGUACGAUUGCUUCUGGAGACGACGUAUCAAAUAAUCUAGCUCUUGGUUUUUCACUGGAGGACAUGCUGGCUGAUAAGUUAGAACGUCAUAGGAGUGGGAUUAAUGUCAAUAAUGAACACGAGGAGGGUCUGCUCAAUGCCAAAGUAUUAGUAAUGCAGCCGAUAUUGAGAUUUCUUCAAUUGCUCUGUGAAAAUCACAAUCGCGAUCUGCAAAAUUUCCUACGUUACCAAAACAACAAAACGAAUUACAAUCUGGUAUCAGAGACCCUGAUGUUUCUGGAUUGUAUUUGUGGGUCAACAACUGGUGGACUUGGUUUGCUGGGUCUUUAUAUUAAUGAGCACAAUGUCGCGUUAAUUAAUCAAACUCUUGAAACUCUUACGGAAUAUUGCCAAGGUCCGUGUCACGAUAAUCAAAAUUGUAUAGCGACUCAUGAAUCAAAUGGUUUAGAUAUAAUAACUGCGUUAAUAUUAAAUGAUAUUAAUCCAUUAGGUAAAACGAGAAUGGAUUUAAUAUUAGAGCUUAAGAAUAAUGCUAGUAAAUUAUUACUCGCGAUAAUGGAGAGUCGGGGUGAUAGCGAAAAUGCUGAAAGAAUACUCUACAAUAUGAAUCCAAAGCAACUGGUGGAUGUUGCGUGUCGUGCUUUUCAUCAAGAUAUCCUGGACGAUGACAAUGAUCUUGACGACACGUCAAAUAGCGGUGACGAGGGUGUUGCUCCUAAAGAAGUAGGACACAAUAUUUAUAUUCUCUGUCACCAAUUAGCUCAACACAAUAAAGAAUUAGCAUCAAUGUUGCGUCCAUCUGAAUCCAUUAACGCUGAUGAAAAAAUAAACAAAGCACUUCAGUACUACGUAACUCAUACAGCGCAAAUUGAAAUUGUGAGACAUGACAGAACACUUGAACAAAUAGUAUUUCCAAUUCCAGAAAUAUGUGAAUUAAUAACAAACGAUACUAAAUUAAGAGUUCUACACACUGCCGAGAGAGAUGACCAGGGUUCGAAAGUAUCGGACUUUUUUGAACGAACCGAAGAUAUGUUCAAUGAAAUGAAGUGGCAAAAAAAACUACGUGGCCAGCCAAUGCUUUUCUGGAUGAGCAGCUACAUGUCACUGUGGAGUAACAUAUUGUUCAAUUGUGCGGUACUGAUAAAUCUUAUCGUCGCGUUCUUCUAUCCGUUUGUCGACGCAGUGCCCACACUUAUAAUUCCGCACUUGUCGAGUUUAAUUUGGGCGGCGAUGCUCGCGUCGGGGACUAUCGUGGUCACGUUACCGCGAGAGUCGGGGAUUAGAACUCUCGUUGCAUCGACAAUACUCAGAUUAAUAUUUUCCAUAGGUCCGGAGCCGACACUAUGGCUGCUGGGAUUUCUGACCAUAGUACUGAAGAUAGUCCACAUGAUCAGUAUCAUCGGCAAUCAAGGCACGUUAACUAAAAGUCCCGAGCAAAUAAUAACAGACGUCGAACUUUGGUACCACACAUCUUAUCUGUUCUUCUGCUUACUUGGAAUAUUCAUGCAUCCGUUUUUCUACUCAGUACUACUCUUUGACGUAGUUUACCGUGAAGAAACACUUUUAAAUGUGAUACGAUCAGUCACCAGAAACGGGAGAUCCAUUAUUUUAACAGCCGUACUCGCGUUGAUUCUCGUCUACAUGUUUUCGAUAAUAGGUUUCAUGUUUUUCAAGGACGAUUUCCUUGUAAGCGUAGACGAUGAGAUCGUAUCAGCUCGUACCACCGAGAGCAGCCCUAUCGAAGCAUGUGACGCAAAGGAAUUUGAAAAUUGUCAGUCUGGAGCCGAUGGCAUAUCGAGUUACGCUAAAAAAGAUAACGAUAAACAUAAACCCGCUGAAAUAGUUAACGUUGGUGGUGAAAUGAAAGAACGGGCAUGCGACUCGCUGGUCAUGUGUAUCGUAACAACAAUGAAUCAGGGAUUGAGAAAUGGCGGGGGAAUCGGUGAUAUAUUACGCGCUCCUUCCAGCACUGAGCCAUUAUUUGUGGCACGUGUUGUUUAUGAUCUGCUAUUCUUCUUCAUCGUUAUUAUUAUCGUGUUAAAUCUUAUUUUUGGUGUCAUCAUUGAUACCUUCGCGGAUCUCAGAUCAGAAAAGCAACAGAAAGAAUUAAUUCUGAAGAACACCUGCUUUAUUUGCGGUCUCAAUCGAUCUGCUUUUGAUAAUAAAACAGUUUCAUUUGAAGAGCACAUAAAACAUGAACACAAUAUGUGGCAUUAUUUGUACUUUAUUGUUCUUGUGAAGGUCAAAGAUCCCACAGAAUUUACGGGACCAGAAUCUUACGUCUAUGCCAUGGUCAAGGACCGUAAUCUUGAAUGGUUUCCGCGAUUGAGAGCAAAGUCACUUGCAGCCGAUGAAGGUGAAGGUGAACAAGUCGAACUACGUAGUUUACAAUCUCAGCUCGAGUCAACUCAGCAGCUUGUUAAAUGUCUGUCUCAGCAACUUACUGAGCUUCGUGAUCAGAUGACGGAACAACGUAAGCAAAAGCAGCGAUUAGGUCUUUUAAAUUCAGCAUCAGCGUACAUCCAUGGCGCCCCUCCUUAAACUAACAACAGUGCAAUCGCAUUCAUUUUAGAAUAUUUUUUAUUUACAAUCUUAUAGAAAUAAAUAUAUAUAUAUAUAUACAUAAAUGUAUUUAAAAUGAAUAUCCUGGAGAUAUUUUUUAUAGGAGCCGGUGCGCGCGUAAUAAUUCAAAACUAAUAAUAAUAAAUAAUUAACAAAGUAAAAAAUCUAGAUCAAUAUUACGCCUGCUGGCUAAUUAUUUAAUUAUCGUAUUUCAAUUGAAGUUUCAUAUCACCCGUAAUAAUUAUAGAUACCACAUAUGAAUAAUUAAUUACGCAUUCAGUGUACGUUGACGUUAAAUCUUAUCAUUAAUUAUAGUUACGUAUGAAAAAAAUGAAGUCAGUAAGCAGAUAAUAAUAAUGCAUUUUAUUUUUUAAAUAAAUCUAUAUAUUAGUUCUCUUCUAUUUCAUAAAGUAAAAAAAAAUCCUUUGGCAUUUAUACAGUACCUCUUAAUAAUUGCACAUUCUAAUAAGUAAUACAUUCUAUGCAAUAAUUUUAUUUAGUAUAAUAAUAAUUAAUUAAUUGAAGAAAAUAAAAUUAUUAAAAAAAUAUUUGAGUAAUUUUUAGAAUUAAUAAUUGAUAAUCAUAUCGGGAAAAUCAGUUGCCUACAUUGUUUUCGCUGAAUAAAUUAAAUGCCUACAGUAUUUUUUCGUAGAUUAUGAAUGUUUACUACACAAUUUCUUACUGUUGCCUACUAACAUUUUUUUUCUUCGGUUAUAUUGUCUACAUAAAUGUAAAAUGUCGCCCGGUCUGUAAUAAGAUACUGAGUUGAAUGUCAUAGUCGAUGGAGAAUGACCUGAUCAGGUCACUAAUUUCUAAUAGAAAACUCGGUCGUUUUCCAGUUACUAUCUCUAUCAGAGUUCCCAUAGAAUCUACUCAAAUGAAUACAAAUCCGCAUAGAAACCAAUACGUCUAUUGGAUCCCAUGUGGUUUUCGACUCAUUUGAGGAGAACCUAUGGGAGCUUUUGGAUAGGGAUUGUGAAGACUAUGAUUCUGACAUUUUCCAGAUCAACUGUUUUUUUGUUAUCAAGUGAUCGGUCUUGAACGUUGAUCAUUUCUCUUCAACGAGUACUUGAUUUUCUCAGCAAAUACUUCUUUGAUUUGGGUACACAGUCAAACAGUAAUCAAUUGAACAUCAUAAAUUAUUUUUAAGAAGGCAAUAAAACCGUGGGAAAAAAAAUUUAGUAGGCAACAUAGUAAGAAAUUGAGUAGUGAGCAUUUAUAAUCUGUGAAGAAAUAUUGCAGGCAUGUAAUACGUUCAGCAAAAAAAAUGCAGGCAAUUGAUGCCUUUUAUCAUAUCGUUAAAUAUUUAUAUAAAUUUUGUGCAUCGUACAAACAAGUUGUUAAAAAAUUUUUUGUCAAUUUUUUAUUGUUUUUAAAUAAUUAUCAACUAUUAACUUAUACACAAGUAAUGUAUAUUAGGAUAUAUUUAUAUAUUUUAUUAAUUCGAUUUAUUAUCAAUCGCCUGAAAGUCAAAAUAUUAAAUUGUUACAAAGUCGAAAAAUUGUGGUAAGCGAGGCUGUGAGAAUCCGUUGCAUUGUCAUUUAAGAAAAAAAAAAAAAACUUAUAUUUGUAUAACUUUGUUUCUCUUUUUUUAAAUCAGUUUAUAUUUUUUUUAUUCAUUAAUUCUAAAUUAUGAAUCUCGUGCCAAAUAUUUCUGUAACUAAUUAGUAAUUCCUUUUUUUUUAUUAAUCAUAAUUGCGGUACUUGA